This is a messenger RNA of Alexandromys fortis (reed vole), 851 nucleotides long. Its product is annotated as short stature homeobox protein 2-like. Lineage: Eukaryota; Metazoa; Chordata; Mammalia; Rodentia; Cricetidae. The transcript is spliced from 4 exons. The coding region runs from base 127 to 669 and encodes 180 amino acids. The record is from RefSeq and is a predicted model, not a curated record. Gene Ontology annotation, molecular function: DNA binding.
UGAGAACGGCAGGGAGCUCCACCUCCGACUCGUCAGAGGCACAACGGACAGCAAGCCGCAAGCCGCAAGCCGCAAGCCGCAAGCCGCAAGCCGCAAGCCACUGCGACGCCGGCAUUCCGGAAGGACAUGGAGCGUCAAAACUUCGAUUACCUGCUUUACAUGGGACAUGAUGACAACUGGGAUGAGCCUGAGGCACCGAGGGUCUUGCAGGCUGGAGAGGGAAGAAAUGAGGAAGCCAGUGGAUCGGGCCAGGCUGGGCACGGAGCCGCAGCCGCUGCAGCAGAAGCAGAAGGAGCAGGAGAAGGAGCAGGAGAAGGAGCAGGAGAAGGAGCAGGAGAAGGCCCCUCAGCUGCUGGUGCCGCAGGCCCCGUGGAUGACGGGAACCAAGAUGGCGCUGCUGGUGGCCAUGGCCAGGAGAAUGAGCUGCAGCCUCAGGAGCCAGAUCGCGGGGCCAUGGGAGACAACGAGGCUGUGCCAGCGCCAAGGCCUAAACGCAGCAGGUUUGCCCGCUGGCAACUGACUGAGCUGGAGACUGCUUUCCAGUCUGCUCACUACAUCAAAGCAAAAGCAAGAAAACAACUGGCGGCAUCCAUCGGUGUGAGUGAAACCAAAGUGCAGAAUUGGUUUAAGAGGAAGAGAGAAAAAUACAGGAAAUAUCAAAAGACAUAAAUAAAGACCCAGCAAUACUCCUCCUGCUGAGCAGAAAAUUUCAACUUUCCAUGAAGAUUGUGGAGGAGCCCUCGAGUUUCAUCCUUGCCCAGGAGACAAAUGCAGAUGCUUUUUUUUUUCCUAUCACCUACAACCAAUUUUUAUACUCAUAUUCCUUCCCCUCAGAAUUUGUAUUUUCAAUA